Messenger RNA from Pecten maximus, 2349 nucleotides. RefSeq lists its product as uncharacterized. The transcript is spliced from 4 exons. Lineage: Eukaryota; Metazoa; Mollusca; Bivalvia; Pectinida; Pectinidae. Bases 186 to 1130 code for a protein of 314 amino acids. The record is from RefSeq and is a predicted model, not a curated record.
UUAUGGUUUCGUUAUUAUGUCAGUAUAUUCUGCCAGUUUUUUGUUUUGUUUUUGUCUUUAUUUAUUUAUCUUAACAUUUUCUUGAAGUUUUUUCUUGUGUAUGUUAAUCAUAUCGUUACAGUAUCAAUAAAUCCCAGAAUACUCUUACUCCUGACCUUCCUACGUAUUGGACCGGUCUGAUAGACAUGUCGACAAACUGCAUGCGAUUUACCUGGAUCGACGAAUCAGCACCAGGACCGGCAUUCGGGUAUUGUGAGACACAUCAUACACAGAUGUGUGCUGCUGUGAUAUUUAAUUCUUCAAUGGUGUAUGAACCUUAUAGAUGUGACAGUCAUCUUCUAGCACUCUGUGAAUACGGAUAUGACGAAAUUGACCACUACUUUUUUAAAAAGACAAAAGUGACUUGGAACGGAGCUCGUGACUUGUGCAGUCAGGAUGGGGGCGCAUUGGCUACACUGGACACUCCUGCACGUUUUAUCCACAGUCUUUCCUUAAACUAUAACAGGAUUGUUAGAACCGGUGUCUGGAUUGGUCUAUAUCAGGACUCUGAGAACUGUUCAAAGUACACGUGGUCAAACGGUAAUCCAUUAGGCUGGGAAAAGUGGAACAAAGGAGAACCUAAAGAAUGUGGUGAGGAAGUGUGUGGAAUGCUCACUGUUGGUGGAAUAGGAACGUCCAAUUGUAGCAACCUUAAAGAGGUGAUGUGUUUCAACGACACAUUCGUAUCGACAUCAACCUCAUCGACGACAUCGAUGAAGACGACUACAAAAAAGCCAACUUCGCACUAUGUUGCCAAUAUGUCUUGUGAGUGCUGUGUGAGGAACCGAACGAAUAUAACGCAGCUGAGUCGUGCUGAACUACAAGAUGCAAUCACACAACUAAGGGCACAGCUUUCUGUGAGUAAGAUAGAUACUUCGGUUAACCUACGUAAGCGGAUCAGUGUUUACGAGUCAAGGCCAUCUAGUAUGGCCAUAGGGGGCAUGGCUUGUGUCAUCAUCGGUGCUGUGAUUGGCUGUAUUGUCCUGCCUGACUUCAUCAUGAUGUGCACGUUUCUUUACAAACUUGUCAAGAGCCGUGCAAACAAACAAAACGCCGUCAUGCCUAGAGCCUGCAGUCAUGUCCAUGUUUGAUUCAAUGCCUGUUGUACAACGGAAACAUUCAUGUAGAUUUGGAGACAUAAUACAUGUACAUCUGCUGUUAACCCAUACAUGUUCGGGGCGACUGAUAUGGGGAUCGAUCGCGGCAGAAUUUGGGAGUUGCAUUCGUGUCUUUUUGAGACACCUAAGCGAGCAAAAAACAAAUAUGCCGUUUCCAUUGCAACAUUGUGAUAAUGUUUUAUCUAUCUCUAUUUCGAAAUUGUUUUCUCCCGAUUGCAUAAUUUGGUAUGAAAAUUAUUCUCGAUCGUAAGUAAAAAGGUAAUCGGCUCCGUCCCUUCACUGAGACAAAAUAAAGUCUACCAACCCGUCGGAUAUUUCCUGUAUCUGAUGUCAUGCACUUAAAUCGGCCGUAAGAACUAGUAAACUGAUUUUCAGUAGUAUGUGUCCGUGUGUCAUGCUAAUCUAUAUCCGUGUUAAAGCCAUAGGCGCCUCCAUUCGGCAUACGUAUUUGAACGUGCUUUUACCUACUUCCGUAAUUUACUUUCACGGACUCUUAGGGAAUUUUACGUACUUCCUAUGGACUUACACUGACUUCCGUAAUUCACUUUCACAGACUUUUACGUACUUCCGUAAUGUAUUUUCACGGACUUUAUCUUGAUACAUUGUAUGUAGUAUAGCGUUCUAAAGUGUACGCGCGUGUAAUUCAUCGUUGUUUAACUUAGGCUAUAUUGCGAUGAUUUAUUUAACCACCUCCACAACUAAACUAAAGGGAGAUCAAUCUACCAACAGAACGAAACAAGCUCAGAAAAAUAAAGACAUCGCUUUAAUCACGUUAAUGAACUUAGGAACAACUAACAAAAUGUACCGUAUAUAGUAAGUUGUUGAAAAUGACAAUUUGUCCAAUCACUGAAAGCUUAUACCACCGAACGAUGAACGAGUUAGACCAAAGAGGAUGAAUAUGAUCUCCGACAAAUGAGACUACUGAAAAUAAAUUCAAUUGACAAGUAUUUUCAGGAAACGUAAAGUAAUGGUUUGUUAGUGUAACAAUCAGUAUUUAUCUAGUGUUUUAUUUUCUUUUUAUGCAGCAGUCGUUCAUUUGACUUAUGGCCGAUUAAAUGCUUCAAUUAAUGUAGACAAAAUGUUUUUAUACUGGUGAAGACCAACCUUCGUUGUAAUUACACUAAUAUAGACCAACUGUUGUUGUUAUUACACUACUGUAGACCAACUGUUGCUGUUUGUUGUAAUUACACUG